AUGUUGUCCAAUCUUAUCGUACUUGCCGUCAAAUCUGGAAGGCUACACCGAUGGCUGUUUGUACGCCGAGGAGCCAGGAGAAUGAUCGCCCUAUCGUCAGUCGACAGACUAUCACUCGUCGAGGCAACUGCGAUGGACGUUCAGACUCUAGUGAGCAUAACUGUGGUGCGCAUUUUCAAGGCAAUAGAGGGCUCAUUCAAUGGAGAAAUCGACCCUCUGGAUUUGCUAAUACAAGAUGGCGUCCUGACGAAAUUUCAUGGUAAACCAAACCCUCGCAUCCUGGAGAUUGGGACUAGAACGGGGGAAACGACAGCAGUGAUCCUCGAGAGCUUUGUGUCCACUUAUAGAGAACCCAUGUUCUCUUCCUGUGCGUUCGAAGAUACAUCCCCGGGCUUAUUCGUGAUUAACAUAGAGUUUUUUCGCCUCGAUAUCAGUCAAGAUCCAGCCGACCAGAGGUUUCAGGUUGAAUCUUACGACUUUAUCACUGCAGCAAACGCAAGUAGUCCAGCAUUACUCAAACACUUCAAAGCUAAAAGUAUUGUGGGUUCUUCAAGCUAUGCCGAAUAUCGGGAAAACAUGUCAAAUAUUCGGAAAUUGCUUCAAGCGAAUGGAAAAUCAAUUUGA
Molecule: messenger RNA, 624 nt
Organism: Sclerotinia borealis F-4128
Lineage: Eukaryota; Fungi; Ascomycota; Leotiomycetes; Helotiales; Sclerotiniaceae
Source: the annotation of a GenBank genome assembly